Molecule: messenger RNA, 4397 nt
Organism: Triplophysa rosa
Lineage: Eukaryota; Metazoa; Chordata; Actinopteri; Cypriniformes; Nemacheilidae
Gene: tp53inp2b
Product: tumor protein p53-inducible nuclear protein 2
Exons: 4
Coding region: 639-1424 (261 amino acids)
Biological process (GO): positive regulation of DNA-templated transcription; autophagosome assembly
Cellular component (GO): nucleus; autophagosome
Source: RefSeq, a predicted model, not a curated record
CUGUCGGGUUUUGCGGCGCCGUAUCAAGUCGAACAAGCCUAUUAUCUGCCUCAUACCAGCCCCCACCGUUGCACGUACAGCACUGGAUCUUGUGUAAAGUGCCGAUUGGUCCGGAUGCCAGAGUGGGCGUGGUCAUCCGUUGCUACGAGCACCGUGACAUCACAAUCAGCUGUUUUGUACGCUGUAUAUUCUGAUCCGCGGAUCAGCUGGGCGGCGAAGCAAUAACAUCACAAACAAUAUCUGCCGAAAAACACCACAAGCUGCAGAUAUUUCGAUCUAAACGUCGUGUGGAUCAGACUUUACACGCAGAUUUCUUCUAAGAAGAAAGACCUUUUCAUAUUUUUUGUGAAUUUACUACCUCGUAUAUAAAAAAACACCUAAAGCAAAGCUAUGCUUUAAGAUUUUUUCUCGUCGUGUAUAUUUUGUGGUCGUCGCGUUUACAACUUGAAUAAUUUUGCAGAUCUUUGCAACACCUGAACCAAGAGAUACCUUAAAUUCUAUGCCGCCUUUUCUGAUACUCUGUUACGAAAAAAGGCCAAGACACCUGUGAUCAACUAUUACAUCUCUGACACUGACUAUAGUUAAAAAUAGCUCAUUUUAAAAUAAGCAUUUAAGGCAGCUAUUCCUCAGGAAAAAACAUGUUCCAGCGGCUCAGCAGUCUGUUCUUAGGAAGCGUGGAGGAAGUUACUCCAGAGCUGAAGGGACCAAAGCCCUGUGUAACUGAGGCUGAUGAAGAAGGAUGGCUUCUAGUCAACCUGCCCGGCGAGAGUAGGCCAGAGGCAGCAUCGGCAGCAGAAAGUCACGCAUCUCACUCUCCUCCAUCCUGCAAAAAGCGCAGAACUCGAGCAGGCAGGAUACAGGCAGAGCAUGCCACCUCCCGUUCCAUCUGCUCUCCUGGCCCCGCCUCCUUCUGGCACCCUGAGUCAGUAGAAGUGAAUGUGUUGUUAAGCAAGCACGGCUCUUGCUCCUGUAGUGACUGCAGCAUGGAUGAGAGCUGGUUUGUCACCCCUCCCCCCUGUUUUACUGCAGAGGGAGCCACGGCGGAGGCCAGCCCCAUGGAAGAUCUCCUCAUCGAGCACCCCAGCAUGUCCGUCUAUGUUUCACCUGGCCAUCUUCCUGCGAUGGAAGAGAGUGCCAUCAGCCUGGCCGGGAGUGUGAGGAUGUCUGAAUCAGCGCUUCCUGCUGUUACCAGGAGCAGCAUGCCCACACGGGUGACUAGAGGAGCAGCCGCCCAGGCCAGUGCCCUGACUAAAGUCACACAGAUGUCCAGGGUCCAGAGGGCCAAAGCCCGCACUGAGCGUCGCCACCUGGGACGCAACCUUGUGCAGCGCCAAAACCGCACGCGUGAACAAGUCCAACGGCGCGCAACUCACACCCGCAACUCCUUCCUGCACCAACCGUGCCAGCGCAACUGUUGCCACUGAGGCAUCAAAUGUUUACAUUGAGGGCAUUAUUACACACAGGCACCCCACGUAACCUCUCCUUUCUCAGUGGCCCUCUUUAAAGUCCUUAUGCUCCCUUAGAUUUAUAACAUUUGUUAGCCGUUGUUGCGCACAAGUGAGUUUAUGUUUAUCUUUUCUGACAGUCCACCACCAAGCACAAUUUGUUUGUGUGUGCGUGCGUGCGUGUGUGCGUGCGUGUGUGUGUGUGUGUGUGUGUGUGUGCGUGUUUGCCAGCUGUACCACCUGAGUGUCCUUGUAUAACACCUAAAUUAGAUCCCAGAAGAAGCAGGGAGUAUAUCUAAAACGGAGAAGCAUACAAACUCUGUAGGUAGCUCAACAAACAACAUCCCAAAGUCUGACUGAGUGUGGGUCCAUGAUGGACGUGACAUGCUAGUGAAUUGUGAUUCAUUUAAGUUAUCUUUCAGAGCAUUUCCUCAAAACGCAAAAAAACUGAAGUAUAGUUUUCUGUCAACGUCUAAGCGAAAAGAAAAAGAUCACGGGGUGUCAGGGCAGUGUGCAAUGUCAUUUCAGGUCACAUUAUCAGACUACAGAACUAUACGGAGAUGCUAUUAUUAUAUUGUAUACUGCUUACAGUGACACAGGGAAUAAUUGGAAUCACAACUGAGAAUAAUGCAAAUGACAAAAAAGUAGUAUAGUUAAAGUGAUAGUUCACCCAAAAAUUCUGUCAUCAUUUACUCACCCUCAUGUAAUUUCAUACCGGUAUAAAUGACUUUGUUCUGAUGAACACAGAGAGAGAUAAUUGGAAGAAUGUCAACAAUUUUCAGUUCUGUGACAUCAUUAAGCGGGUUUACAUCACUCUGGUUUUCUUCGCAUUUUGAAGUUUCGCAUCAGAAACGAGUGAUGUAAACGCCAAAUUUCGAAUUAAAAAGGGUUCAUGUGAAAAAUGGGAGAUGGAAAUGCAUUUGCAGAAUAAAUUCCUCCAAAAAGUCACGUAACUGCACUAUGAGAUGGCGUAACCUGACUAACCAGAGUACUGAUCUUGGUACACAGCUUCAGAAAUGUUGUUAUGGUCAUUCUUAAAUGCCUGAGCAAGGUAUUUCUGUAAUUGCCUCUUAGGACCGUCACGACUGUGUUUCCCAAACAGCAGGCAUCCACAAAAACACCGCAUUUAUUGUGUUUUAUAAUCGUCUGCUUGCGCAAAUUAUUAUAUUCAGUGGCUUCUCUUACUGAUAGUUAGUGGCAGUUUAUUAGGAACUGACAGUUGACUAGUUGGAUGGAAAUGGUGCUUAUUCGCAAAUGUUUUAUGCGAUAUAUUCCAAUUUUGCACAUAAGCUAAAUUCACAACUUUGGAUGGAAACCCGGCUAUUGACUACCAAAGUAGGAGAAAUUAAAAUGGUUGUCCAUUUUCUAAAUUCUUCAAAAUAUGUCAUUUUGCGUUCAACAGAACAAAAAAAAGAUACAAUAUAUAUUUUUCCUACUAUGGUAGUGGAUGAUGUCCCAGAACUGAAAAUUGCUACCAUUCUUACAAAUAUCUUUCUUCGAGUUUAGCAGAACAACGAAAUGUAUACAGGUUUGGAACAACCUGAGGGUGAGUAAAUGAUGAUAGCAUUUUCAUGUUUGGGUGAACUAUCCCUUUAAUGUUCUUAAUUCUCAUAAAAAUAAUGCAAAAUGGUUUUAAAAUAUGCUUUCAUUUUCAUGCGACUGAAUCUGACGCUCCACAGAAACCAUUAGCUUGUUAUGUGCUUGACCAUUGACAAGAGUUUUGGUUAGAUAUGUUUAGUAGAUACAAUCUCCAGGAAAGUUUCAAAGUCCAGUACAUCAUGCCUAUGUGAGAAAUCACUGUGAACAAAGACAGAAAGAAAGUUCCAGAUCUCAAAUCACCUGUUAUUUAGAUCGGGGGUGUUAUUUUGUUUGUUUGUGCUUUUCAUCAGACCAUCCCUGUAAUCUAAAUGAAAAUAUAAGGUAACUGACCGUGCACGCAUCCUCUCACACAAAACAUCAAAUCCUAAAAUGUGCACUUCCUCAAUAGUCGGCACAUUUAAUGGAAUCCUUUCUUAUUUGUGUAUUCAGUCAUGAAUAGACUAACAAUGGUGCUGAAAGUAUAUAAAUAAAUAUAUGAUCGUUUGUACAUUUUUGAGACUUGUGAGAGAAUUGUGCUGUUUUUUUUCAACAGUGAAUGAGAUGCCAACAUGCAUGAGUUGUGCUACCCUAAAAGGGAAAAGUUGCAAACUAUUUGCAGUUCAGUGUUUGAGUUGAAACAUCAGCUGUCUGUUUGGAUUGCGUAGCUUUACCUUAAGUCUGUUCCUCCAAAUACUUGAGUACACAUUUACUAUACAAACCAACAUUUGCCAUGUUGUCAGUACCACUGUCUGAUAGAUCAUGCACCAAAGACUUGAUUUUCCAUGCAAUUUUCUUUUGUUUAAUCAUUCUUGUCUUUCCUAUCACCUGCCACUAUCUGUAAAAUAUUGUAAAAGUAGUAGUAGGCUAAAGCUAUAUUUUACGAAACAUCUUAACUUUCAUUUCUUUGGUUUAAUUUAAAAUGACAUCUUUACAGAGAGCAUAGUAAGAAUGUCAGUGGUAUAUCUAGGAAAAUCAAAUGCCCUGUAGCCUUACAAGGGUCCUUAACACUGUCCACUUGAAAGCUGUCAUCUGUUCGCAUUGGUAUUAACAUCUAGACAAUGCAAUGUCACAAAACAGUGAUCUCUGCUAGAGAUCCACCACUUCUGUUCAACAUCACAGCUAGACACCGUAUACUCUGUGUUUGUUUGUUUGUGUGCGUGUGAUUAUUUAAGUUGUAGAGGUCAAAUGUCUGUUAGGCCUCACAAGAUAUCUAGUUGUUGUGAUUUGAGAGUGGGUAGAAGGUUGAUUUAAGACAUAAAAAUAAGAAAGGUCAACAAAAAUAAAUAUGCUUGUAUUUUUUCCUCACAUUGUUAAAAGAAGAGAUGUUCACCCUAAUGACAAAAUGCAGAGUAUUAAAAUGUUUGGUGUGUAUGA